AUGGAAAAGAUGGAAUUGGAACAGAAAGUAAAGCGGGUUAAAAUUCAUCUAGAAUCUUUGGGAUUCUCUGUAAAUGACGGAAUCAAGUAUGGACUAGAUCUAUUGGCAUAUACUGAUGAUCCCAGCAGAGUACACUCAAAGUAUGGAGUUAUAAUCUCAAAUGGCAUGACAUUCCAGCAGCUUGUAGCAUAUCAAAGAAUCUGCACGAGCAACAACAAAACUCUCCUUAUAGCACUUGUGAAUCAAUUCGACAUCGAGUACUUUGAAUGCCGCCGGUUUCCAGUAAAGUUCAGACAGGAUGCUAUCUCUACUUCAUCUGAAGAAACUGAGGUGCGAAUGAGCUAA
Vittaforma corneae ATCC 50505 is the source of this 345-nucleotide messenger RNA. RefSeq lists its product as uncharacterized. Gene Ontology annotation, molecular function: tRNA-intron lyase activity; nucleic acid binding. The coding region runs from base 1 to 345 and encodes 114 amino acids. The transcript has a single exon. The record is from RefSeq and is a predicted model, not a curated record. NCBI's taxonomy places the organism in Eukaryota, Fungi, Microsporidia, Nosematidae. Gene Ontology annotation, biological process: tRNA-type intron splice site recognition and cleavage; tRNA splicing, via endonucleolytic cleavage and ligation.